This is a messenger RNA of Spodoptera exigua (beet armyworm), 224 nucleotides long. Lineage: Eukaryota; Metazoa; Arthropoda; Insecta; Lepidoptera; Noctuidae. The record is from the annotation of a GenBank genome assembly.
UUGCAUGAAGAAAAUAAAGAACAAAUUUUACCUUGUAAUACUAAUGACGUCAAUCUUAAUAAUAAGUCAGAAAAACAAUAAUGAAAGGUUAAUUCUUCAUUAAUAUCUACAUAAUAUAAUAGUAGGAAUCUUCUAGCCUUUUAGGGAAACGAGCAGACUGAUCACCCGAUGGUAAACAACUAGUGCUGCACUACUAGACUUAACUAGGAGCUACAAUUUGAGUU